This is a messenger RNA of Lonchura striata (white-rumped munia), 4313 nucleotides long. RefSeq names its product smoothelin like 2 (gene SMTNL2). Gene Ontology annotation, molecular function: protein binding. NCBI's taxonomy places the organism in Eukaryota, Metazoa, Chordata, Aves, Passeriformes, Estrildidae. The record is from RefSeq and is a predicted model, not a curated record.
AGGGCUGCCGUGCGGCGGCUGCCCCGCCGAGCUCCAGCGCCGCAGCAGAACGGGCCGUGCCCGCGGCGCCGGGGGCUGGGCUUAGGGCCGGGCUAGGGGCCGGGGAGGCACGGGGAGGGCCCAAAGACGAGAGGCGACGGGGAAGGGGGAGGCAGUCCGGCGUCUGCAUUUAGCCGCUCCUGGCCCUCCUGCGUCCCUGCCCGCGCAGCCUGCCGUGAGCGGACACCAUGGCCGGCGAGAUCGAGCAUCUGAACAGUCGGGAGGCGCAGACUGUCUGCGACGGCCUGGAACGCUACGAGGACACGCUACGGGGCGCCGUCCGGGACAUCCAUGUGGACAUCCAGCUGUUCAAGCAGGGAGUAGGCCGGCAGGUGGAGGAGGUGCUGCGCCUCGCCAGCCCCCUGGCACAAGCAGUCUCUGAGCUGCAGCAGGAGAACCGGCGCCUGCGGGUGCAGCUGGAGCGCCUGUCCCGGCAGGUGGAGGCCCUGGGCAGGUCGGCGGGGCUGCCGCAGGAGUGGGUGUGCGAGACAGCGGAGAGCCCUCAGGUCGUGGGGCCCGGCUCGCCGGCGCAAGGUUCGGCCGACGGCGCGUUCUCCGGUCGUGCCAAGCUCACGGUCGCUGGCCGGAGCCAAAGCGUAGACCUGGAUGACCACCAGAAACCUGAGUUUAGAAGAGUUUUUAGUUCUUCCAUCAUUGAAAAUGGGCAUCGAUCUUCAUCAUCAGGUCAGGCAAAAGUCACCCGUGAACUGACCUGCUUUCAGAUGUCAGAAUCUUCAUCCCCCGAAGCCCAUGCCCCUGCAGUCAUCUUACAGAUGCCCCACCUUCCCGUUACUGCAGUAACCAGGACAUCUGAGAAGUUUUCAGGAGAAAACAUCUGUCCAACCAAUACAUCUUCUUGCCUGCUGGGACAGGGAAAGAGCACAAAUACAAUGGGAGUAAAAUCUUCUAACCAGCCAGCGAAGGACUGGAAUUCAAUUACAAUUAAAACAAUGGAUUCAUCUGCCACUGGAGAGAGUGCUACUUCUGUCCCCAAGCCUGCCUCAACUAUGAACUAUGGGCUGCGUAGUGGAGCCAAAACUGGUGAAAGUGCCAUUGACAGUUACUGUGAGGUGAGCCCCAGCUCUCAAUCACCUCCUCCUACUGUGCAUCGCCAAGUUGAAAGGAGGCGAGAAUUGGUGCGGUCUCAGACGCUCCCACGGACUGCAGGAACGCAGGCCAGGAAAGCGCUUUUUGAGAAACUUGAACGUGAUGAUGGAAAAGGAAAAGGAGAAUCGAGAGCUAAGCUGAAGAGGUCGCUGAGUUUUGGGGUUGCCAGCGCUAGCAGCAUUAAACAAAUUCUGUUAGAUUGGUGUCGCUCAAAAACCAUAGGAUACAAGCACAUUGAUCUUCAGAACUUCUCCUCAAGCUGGAACGAUGGGAUGGCAUUCUGUGCUCUUGUACAUUCUUUCUUUCCUGAAGCUUUUGAUUAUAAUAAGCUUGACCCAGCUAAUCGCAAGCAGAACUUUGAGCUGGCCUUCACAACGGCUGAGAAAAUGGCUCACUGUGACCGUCUGAUAGAAGUGGAAGACAUGAUGGUGAUGGGUCACAAGCCAGAUCCCAUGUGUGUCUUCACCUAUGUCCAGUCUCUGUACAGUCAUCUACGACAUUUUGAAUAAAAGCAGCCUUGGCCUCUCCAGCCAGAAGGGUCAAGUACAGCAUGCUAACAGGAAGACUGACAUUUUGCAAAUGGAACACAGUAUUAUUUCUUGCUUUGUGCUGUCCCUUUGCUUCCAUCCAGCUGUGUAGCUGGCUGAUUGAAGUAUUGCUGAGCAGUGCCCUGAAGUGUUGAUCACAUCACCGUGUCAGUAAUACGGAAAUAGGUUUGAAAAAGACAAAAAGACAUUGGCAAAGGCAAAUAUUGUCAUUUUGGUGCUAGUAGUAGAUUGGAUUUUUAUGUUUAAAGAUCACAGGAAGCAAAUGUACUUCUGUAUGUAAGGCUAGGGACAAUUUUAUACAGUAAUUCUGCUAUGAAGGUGUUCCAUCUUAAAAAGCAGGUAAAAUUCUAGAAGAUAGCACCUUCAGUUUCACUUCUCUAUUGAGCAUAGUAUAAAAGAAAUAGCAGAUGGACAAGGAAAAUUCUGUUUAGCAAAUAAUAACUUAGAGUGCUCAACCACUAGGGCAAUAAUGCCUCUCCUUCAACCCUACCCAUCCACUCUAGCAUACCCACACUGAGAUAAAACAGACAUUGGUUUGUUCUCUUAAAGCAUAAAGAGAGCAUAACCUUUUGUCUGAUGAGUGUGGUGACAGAUUACUACAUUACAUAAUGGCAUUUGUCUGUAAUGGUCAAAUCUAACAGUAUAUGCUGAGAGGGUUGCUAAUGCCUCUACUGGCAGUCCUGGGGAUUAAUUUCUUGAUAAGACUAGCAACAGUUGGGACUGUCCUUUGUCCGAGAUUGUGUGUUUGCGUGGUUUAGGACUGCAGGAAAGGUAUAAGCUAGCAAGGUACAAAAUCCUUUGAACAGUUAUAAUAGAAACAAGCCUAUAAUGUGCUUUUACCUGGACUCAGGGGGAGAGCAGCUCUUCAGUGUGGACAAGAGUGAACUCUUUACAACUUGUUCAGUACAGAUGCUGAUUAUUUGGCAGAUGAACAAUACACAAAAAUAUAUAUUAAAGAUGUGGGAGUUUUGAAAUAGUUUCAAAAACUUUGCACUAGUUUCAGUUUUCAGUUAAAUUAGUAUUAAAACCACAGUACAGUUAGAUUAUUCCAGAUUAAUGGACUAAAAAAAGCCUUCUAAAAAAGCCUUCUAAAAUUAUUUCUUCCCUCAAACUCAUAGAAAGAAAAAACUGAAAGCCACAAAUCAUCUGCUCAUGCUAGAGAAUUAUUUUCAACCUGCCCUUGUGCAUUUUGUAGAUAUUUAGAAAGAUUAAUUUGGUUCCGUAUUGAUGACAAUUUAUAAUAAAACAUAUCAAGCAUUCUUCAGAUUUAUUGCAUCUUUUUAGAAUGAUGUGACAGAUAACCAAGUAAAACCAAGUGAAAAGACAGAGCUUUUACUUAAAAGAUUUUUGUUCCAGUUAUGAUUCUGUGUGCUCUGAAUUUCAGUUUAAAAAGUACAUAAGUUCAAUUGCAUUUGAAACAUGAUUUUAGUUCCGUCUCCCUUUCUAGUCUAGUUUACUUAAAAACCAUGAAUGAAGCAACCACUUUGUUAGUAUCUAAAUGCCAUUGCCUUCAGUUUUUUACUUUGUCUUGAAUGAUUAUAAUUCUGAGGUGUAAGUGUGAGCCUGUAGCUCUACCAAAUGCACUGCAAGGAUAAACACAUUGUACUUAUGUUUUGGGGGAGUUUUGAGGAGCAAUCUGUCCAAAACUGGCACACAUAAUUCACCUAUUUACAUUCUUACAGUAGAAUACUUUUUAUUGAGUAGCAGAGGAAAGGUCCAUCAAAACUACCACGAGGGGCAAUACUGGCUUAAUACAUCGCAUUCCUUCACAGUCCGAGGUCAUAGAUGAUUUAACUGUGUGAUGUGAGCACUGAAGACGCAGGUAAGUGCUUGGCCAAUUUAAUCCUAAUAGCAUAUAAUUAUAUAAAGGAACUUUUAAACUGUAAAAUGAUUGCAAAUUCAACAGGGUGAAUCUACCUACUUUCUGUAAUUUUGUUUUUGCAUCUACCAGCAAGGUAUUUGUACAGGUUUUCUAAAGUUUUCCUGCUUCAGAGAGGUGAUUGUAAAGAUAUCUGGGACUUACCAGCCACCUGUGGAAGACUGUAAGCUAAGUUGAUCUUUUGAUGGUUUGUGUGAAAGGGUUAGGGAGGUAGUGCAGUGCUCUGACAUACUUUUAAAAAAACUUACAGCUUUGUGCAUUGAGGUCUGCUCUAUAUGAAUGACCUCAACUAUUUGUUAUGAUUAAAUUGAAAUUAAAGUAUAUAAUGUAUGCCCCCAAUUGAUUUUUCAGUAUUUUUAUUUUUAAAUAAAUGCAGAGCAUGUGUGUAUAUAUGACAGUGUGUUUCGCAUGAAUAGUAAAAGAACAAUCUAUUAAGUUGGCAUAGUAUAUAUUUUACACAAAUGGACUGUUUCUUAACUUUUCUAAUGUUUAUUAUAUCUAAAAGUAUAUCUAUGGUUGUUUAUUGACAACUUGAUAAUACUUUUAAAGGCUAAAUCAAUUUCUUCUGUGCAAUAUUUUCAAGAUAAUGUCAGCAGAAACAUCAUCUACUUUUUAAGACUAUGCUUCCCAUAGCAGCAGUCUUUCUCUUUUCAAGUGUAGUAACUGGAUGAAUGUCUUUCAUCACUUCUCUGUGUGAUAUUUCCAAUAAAGUGUUUAAUCUAAAACUAUGCUCAAACCCA